AUGCAUGCUAUAGGAGCUACAUUGCUGAUUAGUGCGGCACCGUGCUUUAUUCUGCUGUUCAUUCCUAUUCAGGAUAACUCCCCUUCCAAUGGACCUUGGCUUAAGGUUCUACUUGCAUUCGGUUCAGGCGGUUUGCUCGGAGAUGCAUUUUUACAUUUGAUUCCUCAUGCUCAACCUGCCGGCGCUGGUUCUCAUUCACAUUCGCAUUCACAUUCCCAUCAUGAAGGUCACAGUCAUGAACCCCAUGAUAUGAGCGUAGGUGGAUGGGUGCUUGCAGGUAUAAUUGCAUUCUUAUUGGUUGAAAAAGUGGUUCGAAUCAUCCGUGGAGAGGAUGGUCACGGUCAUGGACAUUCCCAUGGUCAUUCCACUCCAAAAUCCGAAAAGGCCAAGCUUUCUGAUGCUGAGUCAGAUGAGGGUGAAUCCGAUACCUCAAGUAAAAAGGACUCCAAGAAGAAGCAGAAAAAAGAAGAAGAAGCUGAAUGUUCGAUGAUAGAACCAGAGAGAAUAAAGGUAGCUGCGUACCUCAACCUUGUAGCUGAUUUUGCCCACAACUUUACUGACGGUCUUGCCAUUGGUGCCUCAUUCAUUGCAGGAACCACUGUCGGUGUCGUAACGAUGGUCACUGUUCUUGUCCAUGAAGUGCCCCAUGAGAUUGGAGAUUUUGCUAUUCUGAUACAGUCAGGAUAUACGAAAGGAAAGGCUAUGGGUAUUCAACUCUUGACUGCGAUAGGAGCUCUUUCUGGAUGCGCUCUUGCCUUGUGGGUUGCCGAUCCAACAGCUCUUGCUGAUGCAGCUGCUAGCAGCUGGAUCCUUCCCUUCACAGCUGGUGGGUUCAUCUAUAUAGCCACCGUUUCGGUUAUUCCUGAACUUCUGGAGAAAUCAUCAACAGCACAAUCUUUACGUGAAAUUUUUGCACUUAUGGCGGGUAUAUUUAUGAUGUACCUUAUUGCUAUGUAUGAAUGA
Haemonchus placei is the source of this 963-nucleotide messenger RNA. The record is from the annotation of a GenBank genome assembly. NCBI's taxonomy places the organism in Eukaryota, Metazoa, Nematoda, Chromadorea, Rhabditida, Trichostrongylidae.